UUCGAGUCACUGAUUUACUUCGGAACAAAAUCCUAUUAUUGUAAUCAUGAGUGGACGCGGCAAAGGAGGAAAGGGACUCGGUAAAGGAGGCGCUAAGCGCCACCGCAAAGUCCUCCGUGAUAACAUCCAGGGAAUCACCAAGCCCGCCAUUCGCCGUCUGGCUCGCCGCGGCGGAGUCAAGCGUAUCUCCGGCCUCAUCUACGAGGAGACUCGCGGUGUGCUCAAGGUGUUCCUGGAGAACGUCAUCCGUGACGCCGUCACCUACACUGAGCACGCUAAGAGAAAGACCGUCACCGCCAUGGACGUGGUCUAUGCUCUCAAGAGGCAGGGCCGCACACUGUACGGCUUCGGCGGUUAAACCCUGGAACGUGAACGCAACACGACGCUGAAUAACACAACGGCUCUUUUAAGAGCCACACACUUUCUCUAAACGCAUCUCGGUCUUCUAUGCGAAUAUUAUCAUAAUUGAUCAUGGUACAAGCCCAUAUUUAUUCAUCCCUUGGAAGUAAUUUAAAUGCUUCAUGGUUUCAAACCAAAUACAGUAAUUAUAUAAAAGCAUUUCUAACAAUUGUGCCACUACCAUUGAAUGUAGAAUAAUUGAUGUUAAUCCUCCUCUUGUAUUUAAUUAUUUUCCAGAAUGCCUCUUUUUUUUUUAUAAGCGAUUACGAUAAAGACAUUACUCGAACUGACCAGCAAUUUCUGUAAGGGCAAAUGUUGAAAUUUGCUUAUAGGUGUGAA
Messenger RNA from Solea solea (common sole), 738 nucleotides. RefSeq names its product histone H4. The transcript has a single exon. Gene Ontology annotation, molecular function: structural constituent of chromatin; protein heterodimerization activity; DNA binding. The coding region runs from base 47 to 358 and encodes 103 amino acids. The record is from RefSeq and is a predicted model, not a curated record. Gene Ontology annotation, cellular component: nucleosome. Gene Ontology annotation, biological process: nucleosome assembly. NCBI's taxonomy places the organism in Eukaryota, Metazoa, Chordata, Actinopteri, Pleuronectiformes, Soleidae.